CCCGGCGCUGCCACAGUGCGGAUGCUGCCCCGCUGACCGCCCGGGCACCGGGACCCAGGAGCCUCGCCGAGCCGGGAGCACCGCAGGGCAGCCUGAUCCUGCCUGGAGUGUCCCAUGGAGCAGGGUGGAGACACCGGCGGGGCUGCGGGCGCAGCACCCCCCGAACCCGAGGGCAGCGCAGCCCCCGCAGCUCCCCAGCCCCAGGCGGGGACAGCGCCAGCCGCCACCGGGACGCAGGACACGGGCACGGGUGGGCCUGGGCAGGAGAAGGCUGGAGGAGGGACGGCAGAGCCGGAGCAGGAGGCACCUCUGGCUGCUCCAGAGCUCCGGGAUGGACGGGGAGCAGCUCCAGGAGAGGAGGAUUCGCCUGUGCUGUGUGAUGGAGGACAGGCAGCAUCCACCGGGGAGAAGGUGCCAGCUGCCACUGCGGCCCAGGGUGCAGGGAAGGAUGAGAAAGAGAAGCCUGGGAAGAAGAAAGCUCCAGCUGCUGCAGGGUUGGUCAAAGGAGGAAAGGCUUCAGCUGCUGCAAAGGCUGAGAAUGGAGGGAAGGAUGAGCCCAUGGAGGGGAAGGACCUGGCUGAAACUGAGGCACGGGAUGGAGGAAAGGACAAGCCCAAUAAGGAGGAAGCACCUGGUGGGUCAGGGGCUGAGAGUGCUGGAAAAGCAGAGUCCACUGAGGAGAAGGCUCUGGCUGCAGCAAACUCUGAAGAAGGGAAGGCAAAACCUGUGGAGGAAACAGCUUUGGCUGCAGCUCAGGUUCAGGAUGGAGGAAAAGAAGAGCCUGCAAAGGAGAAAAUCACAGGGGUUGCAAAACAGGAGGUCCCAGCCCCUGCUAAAACUAUGGAUGAAGGGAAGCAAGAUGCAAAGGCAGAGCAAGCCCCGGCUGAUACCAAGCUUGCAAAAGAGAAAACCACAGCUGCUGCAAAGGAGAAGGCCCCAAAUGCUGCAAAGGCUCAGGAUGGGAAGAAUAAAAUGGUAAAAGCAGAAAAAGCCCCAGCAGUUAAAAAGGCCCCAGAUGGAAGCAAAGAGGAGCCCACAAAGGAGAAGCCUCCAGCUCCGGGGAAGGAAAAAGCCCCAAAUUCAGUGAAAGAGAAAGCCCCAAAUUCAGUGAAGGAACAAGCCCCAGCUUCAGUGAAGAAGAAAGCCCCAGAUUCAGUGAGGGAGAAAGCCCCAGCUUCAGUGAAGGAGAAAGCCAUAAUUCCUGCAAAGGAGAAAAUCCCAGAUGCUGCUAAAGCUCAGGAUGGAGAGAAGGCAGCAGCAAAAGCAGAGAAAACACCAGCUGAAAAAAUGGCUCAAAGUGAAGGCAAAAAAGAGCCUGCAAAGGAGAAGUCCCCAGCAGCUGUGAAGGUGCAGGAUGGAGGGAAGAAAACUGCAAAGGUGGAAAAAUCCACAGUUGCAUCGAAGGCUGGGGAUGAAGGAAAAGAUUCUAAAAAGGAGAAGGUCCCGGCUACCACAAAGGCUCAGGAUGGAGGGAAGAAAGCUGCAGAGGUGGAGCCUCCCACACCCGGAGCAGAGGCUGGGGAUGGGGCUGCAGAGCCCACGGAGGCCGCGGCCGUGGCCGUGGUGAGGGCUCAGGGUGAAGGGGAGGAAGUGUCCAAGGGGACACAGGGACAGCCCCCGACAGUCCCCGAGCCCCCACGCCCGGCUCUGCUGCAGAGCCUGAGCUGCCCGGCUGCCUGCCACAGGGAGGAGCAGCCCUGGGCAGAGAUGGAGACAAUAGAAGAGGAGACCACGAUGGUGGAGCCAAAAGAGGGUCUGACAGAGCCUGGCCAUGGCCCACCAGCCCAGGGGGACCUGCAGCCCCUGGAGCCCCCCGGCACCCCUCAGGAGAGGACAUUGCCCAGUGCCCCAGGGCAGCCCCCGGAUCCUGCUGGGGUGGUGGAGCAGCCUGGACCUGGGGUGGAACCAUCUUUGACAGAGGCAAAGCCACCCCCCAGCCCCUACCUCACCCCCGAUUUUGGGAAGGAAGACCCUUUUGAGAUACUGGACGAUGUCCCCCCGCCGCCAGCGCCCUUCGCCCAUCGCAUCGUCACCCUGCGCUCCGCCAGCGUCAGCUCCCAGUUCAGCCUCAGCUCCAAGGAGAUCCUGGGCGGGGGCAAGUUUGGUGAGGUUCACACGUGCACAGAGAAGGAGACGGGGCUCAAGCUGGCAGCCAAAGUGAUCCGGAAGCAGGGAGCAAAGGACAAGGAGAUGGUGCUGCAGGAGAUCGAUGUCAUGAACCAGCUGAACCACCACAACCUCAUCCAGCUCUACGACGCCAUCGAAACCCCCCGGGAGAUCAUCCUCUUCAUGGAAUACGUGGAGGGUGGCGAGCUCUUUGAGCGGAUCAUCGACGACGAUUACCACCUGACCGAGGUGGACUGCAUGGUGUUCGUGCGGCAGAUCUGCGAGGGCAUCCGCUUCAUGCACCACAUGGGCGUCCUCCACCUCGACCUCAAGCCUGAGAACAUCCUCUGUGUGGCUGCCACUGGGCACAUGGUGAAGAUCAUCGACUUUGGGCUGGCUCGAAGGUACAAUCCCAACGAGAAGCUGAAAGUGAACUUUGGCACCCCUGAAUUCCUGUCCCCUGAGGUGGUCAACUACGAGCAGGUCUCCUACACCACGGACAUGUGGAGCAUGGGCGUCAUCACCUACAUGCUGCUCAGUGGCCUCUCCCCCUUCUUGGGUGACGAUGACACCGAGACACUCAACAACGUGCUGGCUGCCAACUGGUACUUUGAUGAGGAGACCUUUGAGAGUGUCUCCAAUGAGGCCAAGGACUUCGUCUCCAACCUCAUCAUCAAGGAUAAGAGUGCCCGGAUGAGUGCUGACCAGUGCCUGCAGCACCCCUGGCUCAAUAACCUGGCAGAAAAGGCCAAACGCUCCAACCGGCGCCUCAAGUCCCAGGUGCUGCUCAAGAAAUACGUCAUGAGGAGGCGCUGGAAGAAAAAUUUCAUCGGGGUGUGCGCUGCCAACCGCUUCAGGAAGAUCACCAGCUCAGGGUCCCUGACAGCGCUGGGCAUCUGAGCUGGGCUCCCAGGGGAGCCGAGGCCAGAAAGGAACCACUUGAGAGGGACCCCCACUCUGAGAGGGACCCCCACCAGUCUGGAGCAGCUCUGUGGAGCUGGUCCCGCUGCUCUCAGGACCACAUCACUGCUCAGUCUCAGACUGUGAGGCUGCUCCGGAGUGAAGGUUUCUGAUCUCAACUCUGGCCCUGGCCUGGCUGCGUGAUGCCCGACCCGCAGCAUCUCUGCUCUGCUCACGCUUCCUUCUCGUGUCCUCGGAGGAGCAGCAAGGCCAUUCCGGUGUGAUUCCGCUGCCUCGGCCGCCUGGCGCUUGCUGCUUUGGACUCUGCCUGUAAAUGCCGCAGCCCCGCCUGCCCUCGCUGCCGCCGGCCCCUGCGCUGCCCGACCUCCCUCCCCAGCUCUGCGGCUCGGCGAUGAUGCUGGAGGGCACCGCGGAGCCUCACCCCGGUGCUUUGGCAGCGGAGCCGGGGCUCAGGCACCUCCUCCCGGCCAGCUGGGCAUGUGGGAGCGGAGCUGGCCCCGAGCUGCUGCUCGCACAGGAAGGGAGGAAGCAGCAAGCACGCUUCCAGCGGCGUCCCCAGCUGGGAGCCAACGAGGAAAGAAGGAGGCUUUGUGUUCCCGCUGCCCUCCCUGCCCUUCGGUUCUGCCAGCGGGGGAAAAACACAACCUCUGCUUCACCCGUCCGCGGCAGAUCGCGAUGAGCGAGGCGGGCUAAUGCAGAGCAGCUGGGCCGCGCUCCCGCUCCGGCCGGCGCCGCUCACCCGACCACCAACACAGCGGAACUGCUCGGCCGCCAGCUCCCCGCCCGUGCGGGGGCUCCGCGGGACCGCCGGGACCGGGAGAGGGGAGAGAGGCGCUGCCCCAGCUCCCGAGCCUUGUCCCGAGCCCCGUCCCCUUUGCCUGCACCACUCCUGGCCUCCUCGUGCUGCCAGGGGAUGGGCAUCCCCCGGGAUUUGCAGCAUCCAGAGGAUGGGCAUCCCCCGGGAUUUGCAGCAUCCAGAGGAUGGGCAUUCCCCGGGAUUUGCAGCAUCCAGAGGAUGGGCAUCCCCUGGGAUUUGCAGCAUCCAGAGGAUGGGCAUUCCCCGGGAUUUGCAGCAUCCAGAGGAUGGGCAGCGCCCGGGAUUUGCAGCAUCCAGAGGAUGGGCAUCCCUCGGGAUUUGCAGCAUCCAGAGGAUGGGCAUCCCCCGGGAUUUGCAGCAUCCAGAGGAUGGGCAGCGCCCGGGAUUUGCAGCAUCCAGAGGAUGGGCAUCCCCCGGGAUUUGCAGCAUCCAGAGGAUGGGCAUCCCCCGGGAUUUGCAGCAUCCAGAGGAUGGGCAGCGCCCGGGAUUUGCAGCAUCCAGAGGAUGGGCAUCCCCCGGGAUUUGCAGCAUCCAGAGGAUGGGCAUCUCCUGGGAUUUGCAGCAUCCAGCCUUGCCCACUGCAGGAGGGGAUGGGGUCCCCCAGCUUUGGCUUUUGCCGUGGCUCAGCCCCCCCAGCCAAGGCUGUGUGUUUGCUCUGGAGCUGCCUCUGCCCUUUGUGCCUGCUGGAAAAACAUUGGGGAGAGACACGGGGAAUCAUUGCUGCUCACCCCACAUGGCUGCAGCAGGGGAAGGGGCUUCAGGCUUGUCCCCAGCGGGCAGGAGCCACGGCUGGUGGGACCCUGCCCCAUCACGGAGCUCUCCACAGCGCUCGCCUUCUUGUAAAUAAAUGUACAGGUCUGCCCAGA
This is a messenger RNA of Melospiza melodia melodia, 4710 nucleotides long. RefSeq names its product myosin light chain kinase 2 (gene MYLK2). Gene Ontology annotation, biological process: protein phosphorylation; striated muscle contraction; cardiac muscle tissue morphogenesis. Gene Ontology annotation, molecular function: ATP binding; myosin light chain kinase activity; myosin light chain binding. The transcript is spliced from 12 exons. Gene Ontology annotation, cellular component: cytoplasm. The record is from RefSeq and is a predicted model, not a curated record. The coding region runs from base 115 to 3006 and encodes 963 amino acids. NCBI's taxonomy places the organism in Eukaryota, Metazoa, Chordata, Aves, Passeriformes, Passerellidae.